This is a messenger RNA of Saccoglossus kowalevskii, 2730 nucleotides long. RefSeq lists its product as uncharacterized. Lineage: Eukaryota; Metazoa; Hemichordata; Enteropneusta; Harrimaniidae. The record is from RefSeq and is a predicted model, not a curated record.
AUGACAGAACCAAGAACGAAUCUGCAACAACUUACAAAGAAGCGAGGUGCUAACAAAGCGCAGCUAACCAGACAGUUACAGAAAGCGGACGAUACAUCGAAAAAAGACAAACUAGAAGAAACCGACAUCGAAGUGCUUCAGUCAACCAUCGAAUACAUUGAAGAACGAAUCAAACUGGUACGUGACCUAGACGAACAAAUACUUGAUCUCGUCGAGGAAGAAAACUACGAAAGACUAUUCACUGAAGCCGACGAUUACUAUAUUCAAGUAAAACUCCGCCUCACUCGAUACCAGCGGGUUUUGAACAAAGCAGAGAAGAUAUCGUCUCAACCAAAUCCAACUGCCGCCACAGAAACAUCGUCAAAUUCACCAUCGUCGUCAAUACAUCGUCAAGUAAAUCUUCCCAAGCUCGAACUACCGAAAUUCGACGGAGAUUUCUUGAAAUGGACGACAUUUUACGAGGCUUUCAACGCCGCUGUUGACAAGAACCCAUCGCUUGAAGACGUGCAAAAAUUUCAAUACCUGAAAAGCCAACUCGUCGAUGAAGCUCAUCGUACCAUUGACGGUCUUCAACUCACCAACGCGAACUACAAAGAAGCUCUCCAACUCUUGGAAUCCAGGUAUGGUCAAAAUCAUAAAAUUGUAUCAUGCCAUAUGAGCGCCAUUUUGAACCUACCAUGCCCACGUAACAAUACUGACAGUAUCCGGUCCUUUUAUGACUCGCUCAAAAAGCAUAUACGCGAUCUUAAAUCACUAGGGAAAUCUGAGGAAAAUUACGGUGAUCUACUUGUGCCGAUAGUGUUCGAAAAAUUGCCAACAAAUUUGAAAACACAGAUAUCUAGGGACCAUGGUAACAAGGCAUGGACAAUACAAGAACUUAGAGAAUCCAUCCAGCGAGAAAUUCAUGCGAAUCAAGCCGCCAACACGUUUGAACAGUUCAACACCUGUGAAGAUACACCGCUUUCCAGCUCAUCAAAUUUUCACAUCAAUGCGAAGCCAAGACGGAGACCAGCCUGCGUAUUUUGUAAGGAAAAUCACACACCCAACAAGUGUACAACAGUUACUGAUCCUCAACAACGUAAGGACAUUGUCUUCCGAAACAAACUGUGUCUCAAUUGUUUCGGACCAAAUCAUCGCAGUAAUGAAUGUUGGAGUAAAUUUUCAUGUCGAAUAUGCAGUAAGAAACACCACACAUCGAUUUGCGGUUCAUCAACGACCAGUCACCGUAAAGUUAGUGAACGGGCAGUCAAGUCAACAAAAGAAGACGUAACACACGUAAAAUUGACUCCAACCUCCGGACCAGUGCUGCUUAAAACAACUACAGCGACUGUAUCUACAAGUAACGCAAGUACAACCGCAAAUAUACUGCUCGACGAAGGCGCACAACGAACCUUCAUCACAGAAGACCUUGCUCGCAAACUUCAAAUUAACAGCGAAGAUUGCAGCAUAGAACACAUCACACUUGGCGCCUUUGGACGUGACAAAUCAGAUGUACGCGCUAUCAAAAGAACUGAGAUAACACUAAAAACCAAUUCUGGUAACAUUGCACUACAAUGUUUAAUAGUACCCAAGAUUAGUUCACCAAUACAGAAUGUCGUCGCACCAACACUACAACGGCAUAAAUAUCUGCAAAAACUGAAAAUCGCGCCCUUAGUCGAAUCUGGUUGUUUUGACAUUGACCUACUUCUCGGAGCUGACCAUUAUUGGCAAAUUGUUGAAGAUCACGUCGUUCGAGGUGAGGGACCCACAGCGGUAUCCUCUAAACUUGGUUACUUGCUAUCUGGUCCUUCUCACUUAAACAACGUGACUACAAUGAACACAACUAUAAUGAAAGCAUUAGCCGACACUGACCAUGAACAAUCCAUCAUAUCACAGUACUGGGACUUAGAGACAAUGGGAAUAACUGCCAACGAAGAUUCUAAGUUGAAAUCCACAACGUUUGAAGAGUAUUGGGACACAAAAAUUCAACGAGAUGGUAAUAAAUACACAGCCGGCCUACCAUGGAAAGAAAAUUGUGAUAUUCUACCUACAAAUUAUAUACUGGCGAAAAACAGAACAAGAGCAAUGGUAAAACGUCUUAAACCCGAACUACGGAAAGUCUACAAUUCAGUCAUAACAGAGCAACUACACCGAGGAUUUAUUGAAAAGAUAAUUGAUGACGAUAUCUCACGUGGCUAUUUUAUCCCGCAUUACCCCGUUGAAAAACAGUCAACAACUCCAGUUAGAGUAGUUUACAACUGUAGCGCUAAAUACCGUGAUCAACCCAGCCUCAAUGACUGUUUAGAAUCCGGUCCUGCUAUCACCAACGAUAUGCUAGACAUAUUGCUUCGUUUCCGGACACACCAAAUUGGACUGACUAGUGACAUUGAAAAAGCGUUUUUGAAUGUCAACCUUGCCGAUGAAGAUCGCCAAUAUACGAAGUUUUUCUGGCUACAAAACGCCGACGAUCCUGAAAGCGACUUCGAAGUUUACCAGUUUAAAUCAGUUUUAUUUGGUUCAACUAGUUCGCCAUUCAUGUUGAAUGCGGUUAUUAAAACACACCUCGAAGAACAGUCAUCGCAAAUAGCCAACGAUCUAAAGAACAAUAUUUACAUCGACAACGUAUUGACCGGAACUGAAAAUCAGAAAGAAGCGAUAAAGUACUACCGCGACUCUAAAGAAAUAAUGAAGAACGCCGGUUUAAUCUACGAUCAUGGGCAACAAACAACACAACACUUAGUAAUUUAUUGA